AUGGUGAUGCUACGGUUGACUGCAGAGCAGUACAGGAAGCUCCCCAUCCUGGUGGACGAGUCCUCCUGCGUGGGAAAAACCUAUGUCAUCACCGGAGGCAACUCCGGCUUGGGCCUGGAGACUGCGCGACACCUCGUCGCUUCGUCCGCCGCGACAGUUGUCCUGGCAGUGAGGAAUCUUAGCGCUGGAGAAACAGCUAAGGCAGAUAUCGAGAAGUCGACAGGACGCAAGGGCGUCGUACAGGUGCGGCAUCUGGAUUUAUCAACCUAUGCUGCCGUUCAAACCUUUGCCAAGCAGAUCUCACAGGAGUUGGACAGGAUUGACGGCUUCGUCUGCAAUGCCGGCAUCAUGAUCGACCAGUGGGAGACUUUCGAAGGCGUCGAGAGCAGUAUCUUCGUCAAUGUCGUCAACACGUUGUUCCUUGGAGCCUUGAUGAUGCCCAAGCUGAGCGAAAGCGCUCGCAAGUUCAGUAUCGAGCCAACGCUCGUCUUCAUUGUCAGCGUGUUGGGAUACACCGUCAAGGCGGAGAUGGACAAGAGUCGCAAUGGGAGCGUCUUUGACGGACUCAACGACGAAAAACGCGCAAACAUGGACUCAAGGUACGCUCUCACAAAGCUCGUCGAGGAAUUUGCUGUUCGUCAAUUUGCGGCCCAGUUUCCCGUAAACCGCACGGGCGUGGUCAUUACUAUGGUUGCCCCUGGUCUCUGCACCACCGGAUUGGGACGUGAUGCGAGGACAUUUACCAAGAUCAUGCAUGAGGCGGUCCGGGCUAUGAUGGCCCGCACAGCGGAAGUGGGCAGUCGCACCAUCCUGCACGGCCUGGUAGUUGGCGCGGAGGGUCAUGGAAAGCUUCUUUCAGGCUGCAAGAUCAAGGAGUUCUGGGUGCCAGACUGGGUUAGUAACGAUGAGGGCCAGCGCUUGCAGAAGGCGACAUGGAAGGAACUCGUUGCCAAGCUGGAGCAGGUGCAGCCUGGAUGUAUUUCUCAGAUUUCGUAG
This is a messenger RNA of Colletotrichum abscissum, 996 nucleotides long. Its product is annotated as short-chain dehydrogenase. The coding region runs from base 1 to 996 and encodes 331 amino acids. NCBI's taxonomy places the organism in Eukaryota, Fungi, Ascomycota, Sordariomycetes, Glomerellales, Glomerellaceae. The record is from RefSeq and is a predicted model, not a curated record. The transcript is spliced from 3 exons.